UGACUGAUCGUUGUAAUGAUAAUAAAACCAUCUCAGCUGCAGUUCGUUGCUGUUAUUCUCUGUGAUCUCUUUCGUAGGUCGGCCUCACAUGCAGUUCAACCAAAUUCUGAGGGUUUCAUCAUGUCGGCGAUGUAUAGGUUUCAGUGUAAUGCAUCACUACAGAAGAUACCGAUGAGACUGGUUGCUCUGAACGUGCUUUUUAUAUCCGCUGGGGCUUAUGCUGACUCGUGUCUUAGAAGUGAAGAACAUUACUGCUGUAGCGAUGGUCAUGGCCUCAACUACACUCUACCCAUGUUCAUCCCAUGCCAGACGAUAAUAGAUGGUGGGUUUGAGGUUCAAACCAUCCCAAAGCUCAUGCAAGUUCCUCACGUGACCCAAUGUAGGAGGAAGAAGGAACUUGGAAUCCCCUUCGGAAACAGAAUCUGUCGCCUGCCCGACUGUAAGAACGACCCAUGUACACAAGGUUGGUGCGAAGAAACGAUGACGGGAUAUCGGUGCCACUCAAUCGCUGACAACGAAGACAUCAACACCACCACUCUUACCAGCUCCAUCACUACUAUAGCCAGCACCGCUGCUCCUACAACCAACAAUACCGCCACCACCCCCACAAGCACCAGCACUACCACGGAUGAAACUACUACCGUGCCUUUGCCAACAACUACCCGGACAUCGGCCACAACGUCACCAUCGUCAACCCAACCCACGACAACGCCUUCUCAACAGACCAGCACCGCUGCUCCUACAACCAACAAUACCGCCACCACCCCCACAAGCACCAGCACUACCACGGAUGAAACUACUACCGUGCCUUUGCCAACAACUACCCGGACAUCGGCCACAACGUCACCAUCGUCAACCCAACCCACGACAACGCCUUCUCAACAGACCAGCACCGCUGCUCCUACAACCAACAAUACCGCCACCACCCCCACAAGCACCAGCACUACCACUGAUGAAACUACUACCGUGCCUUUGCCAACAACUACCCGGACAUCGGCCACAACGUCACCAUCGUCAACCCAACCCACGACAACGCCUUCUCAACAGACCAGCACCGCUGCUCCUACAACCAACAAUACCGCCACCACCCCCACAAGCACCAGCACUACCACGGAUGAAACUACUACCGUGCCUUUGCCAACAACUACCCGGACAUCGGCCACAACGUCACCAUCGUCAACCCAACCCACGACAACGCCUUCUCAACAGACCAGCACCGCUGCUCCUACAACCAACAAUACCGCCACCACCCCCACAAGCACCAGCACUACCACUGACGAAACUACUACCAUGCCUUUGCCAACAACUACCCGGACAUCGGCCACAAUGUCACCAUCGUCAACCCAACCCACGACAACGCCUUCUCAACAGAUUUGCCAAUCGAAUCCUUGUCUAAACGGAGGGACUUGCAUACCAAUUCUCGACACAAACUCGCAGCAAGCUUUUGAAUGCGAAUGCUCGCUGGAGUUCUACGGAACAUUAUGCGAAUGUUCUACAAUCCACACACCCGACGUGGCCGGAAACAGAACGUAUACUUUUCCAAACUUCUGGAUCCCUGGCAAUGCGACAUCGUUUGACUUUAUGGUUAGCGCGGACAAUGAUGCACACAUUGGCCUUUUCCCGAGUAACACCACAGAUGAGAAAUACGAAUUGGCUAUCGGUGGAUGGGCGAAUACCGGUGGACAAAUUUUACGAGUUACUACUACUCCCGGUGGCCCGGACAUAUUAUAUCCUCAAAACUCUAAUGUUCAUGAUGUUAGUCUCUCCCAAAUACCAGACUUCGAUCAUUACCAGCUAUCGUUCGCCAAUGGACACAUUCAGCUGAGCCAUUAUGAUAACGGUACGGUAGUAAUGGAGGCCCGGGAUCACCAACAACCGCUUCAAGUCUCCUAUAUAGGAAUUUGGACUGGUUUCGGAUCAGUUGGUUAUUGGAGAUUCCCGACGUUCUGCCCAGGCAUACCAGCCGUGACCCGGUCCCGACAAAUUAUCCAACCAUACAUUCAGACACACGAUUCUCUCAUACAAUGGAAUUAGAAUAUUAAAAACUAAAGUUUAGUACAUAAUUUAUCUUGUUAUUUUUUUAAUAUGUAAUCAGUAACGGAGUACAGGUAAUUAACAACAAACUUCUUAUUCAUUAAUUUCUCUUACACGCUUUGAAAAGGGUUAAAUUUUAAAAGUCGUUGAAGCACUUUAAUUUAACAAAUAAGGUCAUUUUCGGCAAUUUUUUUUCAAAAAAGCAGUACCUGUUAUUUCAACAAAAUGAAAUAGUUUACUGUUUAUGUAGUGUUUUUUUUUAUUUUGCGAAAACCCCUUAUUAUGUUUUUUCAUGAUUAUUUCAUUUGCAAUAACAAUCAUUUAAUAUAGCUUGAAAGGAAUCGUCUACUGUCUAUAACAAAUUAAACCUUUCAAUUGCAUGCAGGUUAAAAUAGUUUCGCAUUGAAUUGUUUGUGCACGAUUUCCCCCUCUGUUCUACUCUAAUCUCUUUAUACUAAAUUCAUUUUUUUUUCUUAUUUUGUCAGAAAGAAUUCAAUCCCAUUUCCAUCCAUCCAUUGUUUUCUCAAAAAUAUUUAACUCAAAAGGCAAAAUAUGUCCAUCAUUGAAACUAAAACGAUGCAGGAAUCUACCAUGUGCACACACAUUAUGCUGUUAUUUGUAUUUGGAACCAUAGAACAUUGUUUAUUAAACUGAGAAAAGGAGUUUUGUAUGAAAUCAAUGGGAAUGCUUUCUAUUUAGACUAACAGACUGUGAAAAUACAUGAUAAUUAUGCUGUAACAAUUUUGCUCAUGACUGUAUUCACUGAAACUGUCGUGCCUCUGAAUGACAAGAUUAUGAUAGCCACUUUUUCUCUUUUGUAAAAAAACAUGUUGCAAGCAAUAAUAUAUAGACACAUAAUAGAAGCCUAAAUAAUAAUGAUUAUCUCAGUAUAUGCUUACAAUAGGAAUGCAUUAUGCUCAUUACUGUUCUUGAUCAGUUGUUAAUGCUGUAUACACUUUAUUUGGAGGGGGUACUAUACUCUGUCGGUAAACGUAUAAAAACUGUACAAAUCACCAUCUUAUAGUGAUCUUCCGAUUUGCAGGGUCACCGGCCCUAACUUCAAUAUUGUUCCGAUACCUAUAUAGGAGCAAACGCUUAAAAGGAAACCAAAAUCCAAGAAAAGAACCAAUCUUAUUGAAAAGAGUGAAAUGAGAGGAACAAUUUAAAACAAGUUUGAUCAAAAUCGGUUAUGAAAUGAGCAAGUUAUGGACGUUUAAAAAGUCUUGUUGUUCCUUCUUGGCAAACGUGCUUCAAAAUGGCUGAUUUUGUGGACAUAUCUCCGAUUUUGUUGUACACAAAUUUUCAGAUUUUCCCCUUUAUUUUACAUAUUUCACAUUAUCUCCUCCUGACCUUGACAUAUGUGGUGUGAAUUAUAUUUUCCUAUAUGACAAAUGGAGAGUUGUCCUCAAAAUCAGCCAUUUGGAAGCACGUUUGCCAAUUUGAGGAUCGACAUAGAAAGUACAACAGGAGUUUUCAAACUCCAUAACUCGCUUAUUCUAUAACCGAUUUUGAUAAAACAAGUGUUAGAUUGCUCCUCUCAUCUAAUUCUUUCUGAUAAGAUAGAGUUUCUCCUUGUCUUUUUGGUUUCCUUUAAUGUGUGCCCCUUCAAGCAUGUCCGGCACUGCUGAAUAAUUAUGGCGGCAUAUCCUUGAACUAGUAUCUCCAACUUUUGGACGCCCGUCGAUUUUCUGGUCAUGUUAUUGCGAGCGUAAGACUGAGUUUUUAAUUGUUUUUCACCUCAUUUUCUUUUUUUUUUAACUCCCCCCUCUAAUUAACCCUCAUACUAUUCAAGUGGUUCUAUGACAUUUGCUCCGCCGAAAUUUUAUUACUCCGCUGUUAAUUCCAGACACUGAAGGAAUUACCCAUUUUAACCAUGGGUUUAACAUUAUCAUGAUUAUGCUUCAUCCUAAACCUAACCUUAUAUUAACAUAGAACCCCACUGCUACCCAAACCCCAUCUUAGAGGAAGCCCCGAGUAACUAUCGACGGAUCAAAAGCCUUGUCACCAUUUAGGUUGGGGAGUGGGAUGAAAUAAUAGGUCACCCCGCCCCCAAAUAGGUUCACCGCUUGGGUUUACACCAGCUCUAUUUAACCCCUUGAAAUAUACUAUCAGACUAUAUAGGACAUGUAGACAGAGUUGUGAAUUUGCAUCCAUGGAACAUGUAUAUAUCAGACUAAGAGUCUAGCUGAUAUUUAUCAAUAUUUCAGUUAUAGUAGCAGACAGAAAUUUGUCGUUUUCGCUAAUUAUACAGAGCUGCAUGAUAAAAGUUGAAUACGUUGUAAUUUGUAUGUUGUUGUAAAUAGCAGUAAUCCAAAAAUUAAUCAUCUUCGUAUCUUAUAUUCGUUUUACCUUAUUGUGAUCAAGGUUUAUGUUCAACAAUGCAUAAAUGCAGUGGUGAUGAGAACAAUACUUUAAAACUCAUUUGCUAAUGAUGAGGUAUUUUGACCAGCGCUUUGAUUGUCAUCACUGUAACCGCUCUUUUUAUAACUUGCCUAUAAUGAGCUCUGUCUUCAAUUAUUGAUCAAUCAUUCACAAUAUAUUUCGAUCUACUUCCAAGGUUGAUGUUACUAUUAUGAAUAAAGAUACAAAUGAUGGAACUAUUGUAUCCAUUUUCUGUUUUACAUCAUUCAUCAUUAAUGCACGUACAGUGUAUACUUGAAAUUUGUAAUUUGUUAUUUUCAAUUCCUCAUAGUUUUACCUUUUCUUUAUUCUGUACCCUCAUAACUCCCUUCCCUCCCCUCCCCCUCCCCCUCUCUCUCUUCCUCUAUUAGUCUCUCUUCCCUCUCAUCUUAGAAUUACCCCUCCAUCAUGUUGCUCUCGAUGGGCCAUUCAGUUCUAAUACCUAACCCAACUUCAAAUGUAUUUUGUGCUCUACUGUCUUGUAUGGUGUGCAAUGUCUCUCUCCCUCCCUUUCUCUCCCUCCUUUCCACUGUCUCGUUCUCACUGUCGUGCGUAUGGCAAGCCGUUUUAACAUUUAAUCAUAUUUCUUGAUAUCAAGAAAUCGAAUUCUUGAUAUCAAGAAAUGGUUUUGUGUAGUUAGGCAAUGGUUAUUCUUGAUAUCAAGAAAUUGAAUUCUUGAUCAUUAUCAAGACGUAUGAUUAAAUGCUAAAAUGGCUUGCCAUACGUGCGAUCCUUUUCGAACGCCACGACUGGCUUUUCGUAACCGAUCGCGAAAAUGUUUAAACCAUUCAAAAUACAUGUAUUAAACAAUGUAUUAUGUAUCAAACAUGUAAUAAACAAUGUUUUAUAAUUAGUCUUAUGUUAUUACGUAAUUUUCAGUAAGUGUGAUCAACUGUUAAUUUUUAGCAAUAUUCAUUUCGUUUUGUAAUGUUUUGUGAUACAUGUAUGAUUUGUUUGAUUAUGAAUAUAUUAAAAUAAAAAAAUUGUUUAAAAAAAUAUGAAGCUAUCUACGAUCAAGACGAUCGCUACAACUGAUCUGAUACGAUCUGAUAAGAUCACUACGAUUACUCAACGAUUAAGACAACCGUUACAAUCAUGGCACUAUUCGUGAGAGUGGGCAGCAAUCAGUGUUCCAUUAUUGUUAUCUUGUUUACUCUUCAGUUUCAAAUAAUUUUAAGCUGGCAGAACAUUCGUAACUAGUGUAUAAUAUGAUAUCACAAGAAUUUGUCUUACUUUAUUUAUUUCGAUUUAUAUUUUAACUUAAAUGUGAAUAAAGAAACAACAAUCAAA
This is a messenger RNA of Lytechinus pictus (painted urchin), 5724 nucleotides long. RefSeq names its product mucin-2-like. The transcript has 11 exons. The coding region runs from base 16 to 2034 and encodes 672 amino acids. The record is from RefSeq and is a predicted model, not a curated record. Lineage: Eukaryota; Metazoa; Echinodermata; Echinoidea; Temnopleuroida; Toxopneustidae.